Lucilia cuprina (Australian sheep blowfly) is the source of this 503-nucleotide messenger RNA. It is a transcript of the gene RpS25, whose product is annotated as 40S ribosomal protein S25. Gene Ontology annotation, cellular component: cytosolic small ribosomal subunit. The transcript has 3 exons. The record is from RefSeq and is a predicted model, not a curated record. NCBI's taxonomy places the organism in Eukaryota, Metazoa, Arthropoda, Insecta, Diptera, Calliphoridae. The coding region runs from base 73 to 426 and encodes 117 amino acids. Gene Ontology annotation, molecular function: structural constituent of ribosome.
AAUUUUUAACAUUUAUCGUUUGGUAGCACUGACAAUUUCCGUCCUCCAUCUUUUUGCAUUGAGGUUUUCAAGAUGCCGCCCAAGAAGGACUCAAAAUCCUCGGCUAAACAGCCCCAAAAAACACAAAAGAAGAAGGAAGGUAGUGGUGGCGGCAAAGCCAAGAAGAAGAAGUGGUCCAAAGGAAAAGUUAGGGACAAGUUGAACAACCAAGUGCUUUUCGACAAAGCCACCUACGAAAAAUUGUACAAAGAAGUCCCUCAGUACAAACUGAUCACUCCUUCAGUUGUUUCCGAACGUUUGAAGAUCCGUGGCUCUUUGGCCAAGCGUGCUUUGAUUGAAUUGCGCGAAAAGGGUUUGAUUAAACAAGUCGUUCAACAUGCCUCACAAGUAAUCUACACACGUGCCACUAAGGGUGAUGAUGCGUAAAUUUCCUUUUUUUACCUUUAACAUGGACAUGUUAAUUACAAGACUUUUUUGUAUUAAAGUGAUUUAAGGGUAAACAA